UGCUCAGUAGUAGGUCUCCUUCAUUGUGCCCUGUCUCUCUAAAAAGAAGCGCUUAGCUAGGCUAGCCGUCAAUCCCCUCAGCAGCAUCACGCCAGGGACUCUAGGCUUUGUGGACUGCGGUCGCUUGAACCUCUGCAGCACCGAAAAAUGGCUGUCCCUCCUUCAUACUCAGACCUCGGCAAGGCCGCCAAGGAUAUCUUCAGCAAGGGCUACGGCUUUGGGGUUGUGAAGCUGGACCUGAAAACCAAAUCUCAAAGUGGAGUGAUGGAGUUUAACACAACAGGCUCCAGUAACAUCGACACGGGGAAGGCUUCCGGCAACCUGGAGACCAAGUACAAGAUGAAGGAGCUCGGCCUGAGCGUCAGCCAGAAGUGGAACACAGACAACACGUUGGCCACAGAGGUCACUGUGGAGGACCAGCUUGCUCAGGGCUUGAAGGUUGGCUUGGAUACUUCGUUUGUACCAAACACAGGGAAGAAAAGUGGCAAGCUGAAGACGGGCUACAAGCGAGACUUUGUCAACCUGGGCUGCGACGUGGACUUCGAGGGGCCCAUCGUUCACGCUGCUGCCGUGCUGGGCUACGAAGGCUGGCUGGCCGGUUACCAGAUGGCCUUCGAUACGGCCAAAUCCAAGCUGUCUCAGAACAACUUCGCCCUCGGCUACAAGACUGGGGACUUCCAGCUGCACACCAACGUCAAUGAUGGGACGGAGUUUGGCGGCUCCAUCUACCAGAAGGUAAAUGACGAGCUGGAGACAGCGGUCACUCUGGCCUGGACCGCCGGCAGCAACAACACCCGCUUCGGCAUCGCAGCCAAAUACAAGCUGGACAAAGACACCUCUCUGUCGGCCAAAGUGAACAAUGCCAGUCUGAUUGGAGUCGGCUACACCCAGAGCCUUCGGCCAGGCGUUAAGGUCACCCUGUCGGCCCUCAUCGAUGGGAAGAACUUCAAUGCAGGCGGACACAAAGUGGGCAUGGGCUUCGAGCUUGAGGCAUAAUGAGGACUCCACAUCAGUACUGGACAGCACCACCUUUCAUGUAGCUCCUCUCUGGACUCUCCUCACAUGGCCUCCCCCUCCCCUGUCCGCAACCCCAGUGAGCAUUUCUGAGCUAAGUCGAGUCUGGAGCUGGGAGGUUGACCCUGAUUUUGGCGGUGCACCAUCGUAAAGGAAUUACUGAUGUUUAUGGCUGAAGUCACAUUUAUUUAUUUCCCUGUAGGUCUUGGAUGAUGUAAUUGUUGGUGUGUAGCUCGUUGCAGCAGUCGUACCUAAAAGCAUGUGAGAAUAAAAACACGGAUGCAGAAAGAAACGUUCAUCUGCUUGGUUAAAAAGGGGCAGUGUGUCAGCUUUCCUCUUUUUUUUUUUUACAUUAGUUUAAACACUUUAGGAUGGUAAUAUUUUUAUUCACACACGUUUCAUUUGGUUGAAACUGAAUCCUGCUUCGACUGAGCGGCAGAAUCAUGAGGACAGUGAAUCCGGAUUGUCAGAAACCAUCUUUUACUGCUUUCUAGCUGCUCAUCCUGAUAGGUGAAAUCAAAGUGGUGGAAUCUUCUGGUUUCUUCUGUAGUGUAGCGCAUUUCUACAGCGUUGUUUUCAUCUGUCUCGGCUCAGCGGCCGUAGAGAUAGUGAGGAUAUUUGGCAUCGUAGUCGCUCUUGUUUUCCUCGUGGACCACAUUCAGCGCAGGCAGAUGUUGCAUCUCAAGCAGUCCACGCUUCUCUGAUAGUGCAGCUCCUCGUCCUCCGUGAUUCCUGUCAAACGCUUGAUCAUGACACUCCGCUGACCCCACGCUGCUUUGUUUCUGCAUCCAAAUCAGACGUCUAAAUGUCUUGUUCAUUUUAUCCAUCACACUUGUCAUUAUGAUAAUAAAACUCAUUUUAUUAUUUAGACACAGUACCUCAUUUUUUCCAAUGUAAAUUAAAGAAUUCUACAAAAAAAGAAAAAA
Molecule: messenger RNA, 1940 nt
Organism: Girardinichthys multiradiatus
Lineage: Eukaryota; Metazoa; Chordata; Actinopteri; Cyprinodontiformes; Goodeidae
Product: Voltage-dependent anion-selective channel protein 2-like
Exons: 10
Coding region: 148-996 (282 amino acids)
Biological process (GO): monoatomic anion transmembrane transport
Cellular component (GO): mitochondrial outer membrane
Molecular function (GO): voltage-gated monoatomic anion channel activity
Source: RefSeq, a predicted model, not a curated record